CCGAACGGGUCAAUGUCUGGGAAGUCUUCGAAAAAUCCGUGAUUGGUGUGGUGUUCCCGUGUACGGUGAGGAUGUUUCUGCGUUGACCUCGCGUGGUUCUUUAAAACGCAUAUUAUCGCGUUCGCGAGUGUGAACAGUGUGUCUGGGUGUACGUACAUCCAGAAGACGACGUCGGAAACGUCUUACCACUUCCACGUACCUAAACGGUAUACUUGUCGAGCGUUACAUUUCAUGUCUGUCGCCCCCGCGUAAAAAAUGGUAUACGUGAGUUCUGAAUGCAAACGCGGCUAAUAGAAAAAUAAAUUUUAAAAAAAGAGGGCAAAAAAAGGCCGAAAGAAUCAGGUAAAAAUAAAAAGAAAUAUCAAAAGUGCACUGAAGUGUACCAAAAGGAAGCGGAAUCCAAUUGCAACGAAAGAUUCAUGGAGGAGUGGAAGGGAUCAUAGUAGAGAUCGCGCCGCGAAGCGCCAACGUGAUUUUCAUUAACCUAGUGUUUAGAAAAAAAGGAGAAUUUAAUUUCUUUUGAAUUUUAAUUUUCAUAUACGCUUCUGCGAUCGGAGAGCUCUGUGGAAGCGGCGACGUCGCCCCAAAGAAACCCAACCCAGGCUAGUGAGUGAGAAAGAGGGAGAGGAACAAAGAGGAAGAGAGUGGGACAGGGAGUGAAUCCGAGAGAGAAAGAUAGAGAAAGAUCGUCGACUGUGCUAUAUAGCAGACGUGCUUGCUUUACGAACCGAAUCAAAAACGUUGACCCUGCUCCCCUCGCGGUGCACCCCUCUAGGUUAUUAGGGACCGCUUCUGCUCUGCGUCGACCCUCCCCAGGAAGAAUUUUCAAGUCUCGGGAGACUUCUUGUACUCGAUUAAAGUUGAAUUUUUUCAGAAAUAAUUUGUGAACAGUGAUUACAUUGCCCUGGGAAUAAUAUUUGUUCUUCUUUGAGUGGCACGACAGAAUAACGGAACACGGGGCGUACGCGCGAUGUGAAUAUCGUGCUGUCAUUGAUGACCGAGGUGGUAACGAGGUACAAGGAAUCUCCACGCGUACGUGCGUGUCAAGAUUUGCACGUCGAGUAGUCGUGGCGAGUGCGAACCGGUAUCAGAAACAAGUGACAGGCCGGAUAUUUAGAAGGCCAAGUGCCUGGAGGAGGCAGGAGGAGGAGGACAAGUCAGGAUGAGCGGGCGACCGAGGACCACCUCCUUCGCCGAGGGGAACAAGCCACCUGCGAAUCCCCCGUUGGGUGGCAUGAAAAUAAGCACCAAGGAUGGAAGUAAGGUGACGACAGUGGUGGCGACUGCUGGAGCUGGUUCAGAUCGUCCUCAGGAAGUGUCCUAUACGGACACCAAAGUCAUUGGUAAUGGCAGCUUUGGAGUCGUCUAUCAGGCAAAACUCUGCGACACUGGCGAAAUGGUCGCUAUCAAGAAAGUUCUUCAAGAUAAGAGAUUUAAGAACAGAGAAUUACAAAUUAUGCGGCGCUUAGAGCACUGCAACAUCGUAAAACUCAAGUAUUUCUUCUACUCUAGUGGUGAUAAGAAGGACGAGGUUUAUCUCAAUUUAGUCCUGGAGUAUAUCCCCGAAACCGUGUACAAAGUUGCCCGACACUACAGCAAAAGUAAACAGACGAUACCAAUCAGUUUUAUUAAGCUGUAUAUGUAUCAACUAUUUCGUUCACUGGCGUAUAUUCACUCAUUGGGAAUUUGCCACAGGGAUAUAAAGCCCCAAAAUUUGCUUCUUGAUCCAGAAACUGGAGUUUUAAAGCUCUGCGAUUUUGGUUCAGCCAAACUUCUGGUCAAAGGAGAACCCAACGUGUCUUACAUUUGCAGUCGCUAUUAUCGCGCUCCUGAACUAAUCUUUGGUGCUAUUGAUUACACUACAAAAAUUGACGUAUGGAGUGCUGGCUGUGUUUUAGCAGAGCUUCUGCUCGGACAACCAAUUUUUCCCGGUGACAGUGGCGUAGAUCAACUGGUUGAAAUUAUCAAAGUUCUUGGUACACCGACACGUGAUCAGAUUCGUGAAAUGAAUCCAAAUUAUACAGAAUUUAAGUUCCCGCAGAUAAAAUCUCAUCCUUGGCAAAAGGUAUUUAGAGCACGUACACCACCAGAAGCAAUGGAACUGGUUGCUCGACUUCUCGAGUAUACACCCUCAUUAAGAAUGACACCACUUCAAGCAUGUGCGCAUUCCUUUUUCGAUGAGUUACGAGAUCAAAAUACCCGAUUGCCAAAUGGUCGGGAACUUCCGCCACUAUUUAAUUUCACCGAACAGGAAUUGGGAAUUCAAAAAGAAUUAAAUACCACUCUAAUACCGUCAUAUAUGCAAACAUCAGAAACCACUGGCAAUCAAUCUGAGGCCACGAGUGCUGCCGCUGGGGCUAGCGGUAACUCUAGUGAUAACAACGUCAACACCAAUACACCUUCCAUUACACAAAAUACUGACCCGAGCCAAUCAACAAUGGCUUAAAAAAAAAAAUCUCUUCAUUUUUCUAACGUUGCGUGUUGCAAAGAUACAAUUUUUAUUUCAAAUAACUCCCCAUCCCGAAGAAGAAGACGACGACGUCUAUCUUUCGUGGAGAAAAUAUCCCGAUUUUCCCGAAAAUGUAAAUUAUAUUGAAAAAAAAAAAAAAAAUGAAAAAGAAAGAAAAACCUCAACGCCACUCCGAUGCAGCGCGGUUGAUAUUGAGCCACCCCCGCCUGCAAAUCUCAAAAUUCCUUCCAAUAGGAUAAAAAAAAAACGCUCUCGUCUCGUCUCGUUUUGCACGCACGCCCAGCUCAACGUCAACUUGCGUGUGUGAUCGGUAGUAUUAGUUCAGUGUAUAUAUAUAUAUGAAAAACUAAAAAAAAAUGGCAAGAUUCAAUUCAUUCGAAGUCUCUAACGAUAACGGCUACAAAAAAAAAAAAAAGAAAAGCGACAACUAUUCGAGAAUUAUAUUUAUAUAAUUACUCUCUUUGAAACAGUAGUUUAACAAACAAACAAAACAUACGUCGCUAAAGCAGGAAUCCAGCUCUCUCUCACUGUGCGCUGGUCUCUGAUUAUAUUCUAAUGCACACACGCAAAACGCUUCGUUCGCAAAGACUGAACACUUGCGUAUUUUACAUCUAAAUUCUACGACACUAAAAAAAAAUCGAAAUAUUUUCUUUCGUUUCAAUUUGUUUGCUUUUUAUAAUUUUUCAAAAUUAAAGAAACUAAUUCUAAAAAUGAAAAACUAAUUUUUUAUAUAUUGAUUAAAAAGAAGAGUUUUUAAGAUCAAAUGAACUCAUAAUUAAAAUAUUGUUAAUGUUCUCUUUUUUUUAAUGACAAUUUGACACUUCAAAUUUCACAUCGUUUCACAUAAUCAAAAAAUUAAAAACUUCAAUUCAAUUUUCAUUAAUUUCACUUUUGAUGUCAAAUUUGAAUUAAAUUUGUUUACAAUAUUCAAUGUAAUGUCUGUCAUUUUGUUUAAAAAUCUUAAUCUAAAAAUAAUAAAUUAAAUUGGAAACAUUUUUUAAAAUUAAAAUCUUAAAUUUUAGGAAUGACGUUUCUUUUUCAGUCUGUAACAUGUUUUAUCGUGUCGACUCAUUAGAAUAUAAUUUUUUUUUUAUUCUUGUAAAUUAGAUUUAAAACAAAAAAUUUUCACAAUCAACUCGACGAACUUCUACUUGCAUUAUAGAGGAGCGAUAUAACUUUAAGUCAAAAUUUUGCUAAACGUCUUUGAGAAAAAAAAAAAAAAAGUUGUCUCUUUAUGCCUUAUCUUGUACAUAGACUACGAGUUUCCCCCCUCCCCUCUUUUUUGGUAGACGUGAACAAUUGUCUUUUUUUUGUACAUUAUCCACUAGCUAUGCAACCUUGAUUAAUCACUCGGUCUACAUAUCAUUUUUUUUCUGGGAAUAAGCAGAAGCAUCUUAUUUUCUUUUUUUUGUUUCAAAAAAAGAUUUUACGCCUGUAGGCAAUUUUUGACAACUGAUGCUGAAAAUUGGAAAACUUUUUAAAUAGUAUAUUUUUCGGAAUUUGUAUAAUUAACGUUAAAGUUAAUUAUUAAUUAAUUAAAUUAAUUUGUUUCUAAAAAAUAAAUUAUACAAUAUCUAAAUUUUGUAAUUUACAAAAUAAUAAUAAAAUUAAUUAUUAGUAUGAGAUUUUUUUUAUAUAAUAAUUUUAAGCAAUUAAUGAAUAAAAAUUAAUUAUUGGCAAUUUUUUUUUUUAAUUAAUGGAAAACUGUAAAAAAAAUGUAAAAUAUUAUAUUAUUAAUUUUGACAAUUAGAAAUGAUUUUUCAAUAAAAUCAACUUAUUUCUCUUAAAGAUUUGAUAGAAAAUAAAACUUUUUUUUCUUUUUUCUAAAAUGUGAACUUUUUUUACUAUAUUUUUUUAUUUUUCUCAAUCAGAUAGGGAAAAAAAUAAUUUUCUAUUUUUUCUUUUUUCCGUGAGAGGAAAAAAGUAAUAAAGUGAAGAAAACAGAAAAAUAUAUUGAAGACAUGGUAAAAACAAGUCGGAAAACUAAGGAGAAAAGAAAAAAUAAGUGAAAUAAAAAUUAUUUUUAAAUAUUUUUCCAAUUUUCUACAUCAAUCUUUAAAGAAAUUGACUGUCGCAGGUGGAAUACUUUUAAUAGAGAGAGAGAGAAAGAGAGAAAAAAAAUAAAGUGCCAGAGUUUGUGAAAGAAAAAGAAGGCGAAAAAAAUAAAAAAAAAAAAGAAUGAAAGAAACUGGGUCAAAGAAGUGGAGAGAUCUUAGGAUUCAUUUUAGAUUUUUAUCCAUGUUGAUAGAUUCAUUAAGAUUUUAACAAUUUACUUCUUUUUUUAAGUGGGCACAGCUUUUACGCAGGUUUUGUCUAAAUUAUUUAACCUUUCCUCCGAUCGCAUGAAACUUUGAUUCUUUUCAAAGCUUCGCUGUAUAUUUUUAAUCGUAUAAACACACAAUGUACACUAUAUAAUUUUUUUUCUUCUUCAAAAUGUCAGUCACUCUUUAUCUAUGACUUUUAGAUCUCAAACGUACUCGCUGGAGACUUUGUGAUAUUAAAAAAAAAAAUUUAUUCAUUAAUAUAUAUAUAUAAAUAUAUUAAUGAAUUAUAGAUGAUAAAUUGCCGAAGAAAAAAGAACAAUUUGAAUUUGUAAAAAAUGUAAAGCAAGCUGGCUUUUUAUCUUAGUAUAUAUAGUAAAAUUAAUUUUAUCCAUUGAACCACAAAUAUUGACGAGGAGACAAUUUUGAAUUUGUAAAAUUAAAAGCAGCUAGCUUAUUGUCUUAGUACAAACAAUAACAACAAAAUAAAAUAAAAAAAUUGAUAUUGAUUAACAUGGAUUGUACAAGCGCUAUAAAAAAAACACUUGAAAUUCUUGUAGAAUUUCAAAAGCAGCGAAAAAAAACAAAUUUAAUUUGAAAUGGAAAGUUUUAAAGCGACGAUUAUAUAUAUAUAUAUAUGGAUUGAAAGAAAAAAAAAGUAGAACACACACACACACACGACUCGAAUAUAGAAUGUUGAUUAUUAUUAUUUAUCGUAAUUAUAUGAAGUAUAAUAAAUGAAUUUACUUGAUUAGUAUAAA
Molecule: messenger RNA, 5492 nt
Organism: Leptopilina boulardi
Lineage: Eukaryota; Metazoa; Arthropoda; Insecta; Hymenoptera; Figitidae
Product: glycogen synthase kinase-3 beta
Exons: 7
Coding region: 1163-2446 (427 amino acids)
Biological process (GO): protein phosphorylation; signal transduction; negative regulation of canonical Wnt signaling pathway
Cellular component (GO): cytosol; cytoplasm; nucleus
Molecular function (GO): protein serine/threonine kinase activity; ATP binding
Source: RefSeq, a predicted model, not a curated record